CGCGGCUGAGACUCCUGGCCAUCCCGAGCUAAGUAAGGGUGGUAAGGGAGUGCUGCAAGGAAGAGAGGAGAACUGGUGGUUAGACUGCAUAGGACAUCAGCAACCAGGGCGAGCAGGGUGAAAAGUCAAAAUCUUCGAUGCUGUGUCGUGGGCGCAACGGCCAUGGCCCUCUGCCCUCACAUGGGCCAGGCCUUGUGCUUCAGAACCGAGUUGGUGACAAUCUUCCCAGCCAUACUGCGAUGGUAGUCUCGGAAUCUACAAGGGGUCGUGCAUGAUUAUGGCUGGGACUGCGGCAAUCCUCGCUGCAUCGGUCGUCCUGGGAGGGCUUUAUCACCGGCGAAUCUGGCCAUCACAUGCCGCGUGUCCCGGCUCCCGGUCGUCAUUCUCUGUACAGUGAAAUUGCACAGAAUAUGGUACACGGCCUUGAUUGGCUCGGGACAUGGUUUUGGGCUCUCCGGUCCGGUCCCAUGACCUGAGGCUGAUGCGAGCCACUGCAGGAUAUGAUGCCAGUUAGUUGGAUCUGCGAUCAAAAAGACCUGCUGCCGACAUGAAAACUGCUGCUGUCGCUAGCGAAUAGGAAGCCGCUGGUUCCCUCAUAGCAGGGACUAUACCUCCAAAGGUCGAUAACGGCUUCGCUCACCCAGCACCGUCCUCGGACUCCUAGCCUCGAUCCAGGCGGCAAUUUGGCUUAUGCAGGCGGCUGUCUGGAUCUUGAGAUUUUCCUGCACCUGCCGUAGCCAUGGCCAUCGUUGGGAAAUAUCUUCACCUUGCUGGAUCCUAGAGUGCCAUCAACCCCUGCUAAGUCGAUCCCAUCACGGACAUACAACAAAUCAGCCUAUCAUGGAGUGAGGCCGGCCUGGAAGCUGAAUCUGUGUCUGCUGCUAGGAGGGUGUGUUUUCGUCACUGCGGCCGACUGUGACCGAAGCCAAUAGAGCUGCCAUCGUCAGGCAGGAUAGACACCGGUGCAGGCCGUAAGCUUGUGGAAUAAACCUCAUUGGGACGCUUUGGCCAACAGCACUUGUCUCGUGGAAUCUUUGCAAAGACUUCAAGCUGGCCGUGCUUUGAAGUGCUCAUAGCAGACGUUGAAUGUCGUCGGUUUGAGCGAGCGGCCCACACCUCCACCAAAAUUGAAAAUGGUAGCAUCCUAAAGCGCGAGAAGUCUGGUUCAGCAAACCUGGGGCUGUGUAAAAGCCACCCUGACAGGCCAGGUGCUGAAGGGGGUCCUGCAGACGACAAGCACCAGGAUAUUCCCUUGUCUUCCCGUAUCCGCUGUCGCACAAAUACUUCAAAUCCAGGCGAAGAUGUGGAUGUCUGCACCACUCGUCACGAACGAGCGACUAUCGGGAUGCAGCUGCUUUGGUUGGACGGGGUAAGGGCUCCCUGACCUGCUCCUAACGAAUAUUUAUAUAGUGUCGUGCUCAUGAACCAUGCUGCGAUCUGCCCUGGGACAGAUGCCCAUGGAUUCGAUUUCGUCUUGCACUCUGUCCGCUCCAUUGGAGAUAUUUGGGCUGGUAUUCACCCUUCUGGCCACGUUUGUCCUCGCUCGCAAGUUGAGCCUCCAUCAGAAAAGACCAAUUCUACCAUUAUACCACUCUUCCGACCACCGUUCGCCCAACAUGAGAUGCGACCGAAACGCCAACCCAGGCAAGAAGGGCAGAGGUGGAAGACGAGCCAAUCGAGCCAAUGCAAUGAGCAUAAGCUAUCUUCUGAACGACAACAAGCGCAAGCAGCCUCCGAGGGACAAGUAUGAUCAGGAAGAAGCAAUGUUCAUCUGGUACCAUCGCAUCGACCUAGCGCUUCCCUGGAGCCGGGUUCAACAGGCCUUUCAGCAGCAGUUCCAUGAACAGAGAGGCAAAGCAGGACUCCAGUGCAAAUUCUACCGCAUCCUCACCAGUCACCACAUUGAAAAAGUCAGAGCACAACGCACACCGGGUGAGAAACGCCGGCCCGAAGACCGAGCAGAAUGGGGCGUGAUUGCCCAAACACCGUACAGGUAUGCGUGGAUGCUACCUUUGCAUCGAUAUCAGCCACCGAAUCCGAAACGCAAGCAGUGAUGAAUCAAUAGGCAGGUUGGUCUGGAGAUAAUAUUGCAAUGGAAAAGGUGCUUGUCGCUCCGCUUCACCGGCAGCAACGUUGGACAUCUUAUUUCGGGAGGUUAACUCAAACAUGGCUGAUACGAAUCAGCAGUGUAUCUACCACUUGUUGUUGUUCUCAUGGAAGGCAUCGUCGUCACUUCUGAAAGCCUCGUCGUCGGACCCAUACUGGCGGUAUUUGUAGGCAUUAUAGCCGUACUCAUCGUCGGAGCUAACCUCGUCCUCUGGAUAGUCGUUGGCAGGAUUGUCCUCGGCUAAUUGAGUCAAUCAAAAUAUUUUUUAGUCGGAAAUCCGGGAAAGUUUGCUUACCAUUUGAAUCUUCUGAAUCCCAA
This is a messenger RNA of Exophiala dermatitidis NIH/UT8656, 2425 nucleotides long. RefSeq lists its product as uncharacterized. The record is from RefSeq and is a predicted model, not a curated record. The transcript has a single exon. The coding region runs from base 1428 to 2054 and encodes 208 amino acids. Lineage: Eukaryota; Fungi; Ascomycota; Eurotiomycetes; Chaetothyriales; Herpotrichiellaceae.